AUGGAUUCGGGGAUCAACAGGAGUCUGGAGAAUGCGGGGAACAGGACCUGCCAUGAUCAACUGGUUUCAAAGAUGAACAUGAGCAAGAAGAUGGUGACUCUGACCAGCCCGCUCCAUGCUCUGGAGGUGCCCCUGGAAUUGAAGAAAAGCUGCCCCGAGAAGCUGGGGGAGAUGGGGAGCGAGAGGGUCAAGUUGACAAAGACCUUGAAAGAGAAGCAGAACAGUGAGCUGGACAGAGCCGGGCUCAAGAGGAGGACAGAGAGCGAGGAGAAGCCACCGCCCCCCAAGAAGGAGGUCCGGGUCACAGAGCUGGAGAGCCAGCUGAUUGCUCUGCCUCUUCCUCACAUCCCUUUGAAGAACAUAAUGGACGUGGAAAUGAAGCUGGUCUACAUCGACGAGGAAGACGUCACCUACGAGUUUGUGGAAUCGCUGGUUUCCACCAGCUCUCCGGCCACCUGUCGAGCGGCUGAAAUGGUGGACUCUCUGAAUGCGCCUCAUUUCAGCUUUCUGCCUCAGAUUGACAAGUGGCUCCAGGUCGCCCUCAAAGAUGCCAGCACCUGCUACCGACAGAAGAAGUACGCUGUCGCGGCGGGGCAGUUCAGAACAGCCUUGGAGCUUUGCAGUAAAGGAGCAGCUCUGGGAAAACCUUUUGAAGCAUCUGCUGAAGAUAUCUCAAGUGUUGCUAGUUUUAUUGAAACAAAACUUGUUACCUGUUAUCUACGAAUGAGGAAACCUGACCUUGCUUUGAAUCAUGCUCACAGGAGCAUUGUUUUAAAUCCAGCCUAUUUCCGGAAUCAUCUUCGUCAGGCAACAGUGUUUAGAUGUCUGGAGAGAUAUUCGGAAGCAGCCCGGAGUGCCAUGAUCGCUGACUAUAUGUACUGGCUGUCAGGAGGAAACGAGCAGUAUGUCAGCAAGCUCAUCAAGUUGUACUGGCAGGCAAUGAUCGAAGAAGCCCUCACCAGAGCAGAAUCCUUCUCGGUCAUGUACACGCCAUUUGCAACCAAAAUAAGGGCUGACAAAAUAGAGAAAGUGAAAGAGGUUUUCUCAAAAACGCACCCUGCAUAUAUGGAGUAUGUGUACACAGACCUUCAAGGACUUCACGUGUUGCCUCAGACAGUUGACUGGUCAUCAUUCCCUCCCCAACAAUAUUUAUUAACACUUGGGUUCAAAAACAAAGAAGAUGGAAAAUUUUUGGAAAAAAUGUCAAGUAGGAAGCUGCCCACAUUUACAGAGCACAAAACCCCCUUCAGCCCGUUGACCAGGGAAGACGCAGCGAGACACAUGGAAACCAUGGGCAAGAGGAUCCUGCCAAUACUGGAUGUCAUCCGAAGCACUAAAUUAAAUGGGAGUUUCCGGGCAUGCUCCGGCGUGAUUGAGAAGUUGCAGUAUGCCAGCCUCCUCAGCCGACUACAGAGAGUCAAGGAGCAAUCUCAAGUGAUUAACCAAGCCAUGGCUGACCUGGCCACCAUCCCCUAUCUCCAAGACAUCAGUCAACAGGAUGCUGAGUUGCUGCAGUCGCUAAUGUCAGAUGCUAUGGACACCCUUGAAGGAAGAAGGAACGAUAAAGAACGGGUGUGGAAUAAAAUACAGAAGGUUGGGCUAAUUGAAGACUUUCUAUACCAAUUAGAGGAUAGUUUCUUAAAAACCAAAAAACUGAGAACAGCCAGGAGGCAGAAAAUGAAGAUGAAGCGGCUGCAGAGUGUACAGCAAUGCUAG
Molecule: messenger RNA, 1716 nt
Organism: Gracilinanus agilis (Agile Gracile Mouse Opossum)
Lineage: Eukaryota; Metazoa; Chordata; Mammalia; Didelphimorphia; Didelphidae
Gene: SPATA16
Product: spermatogenesis associated 16
Exons: 10
Coding region: 1-1716 (571 amino acids)
Biological process (GO): spermatogenesis
Cellular component (GO): Golgi apparatus
Molecular function (GO): protein binding
Source: RefSeq, a predicted model, not a curated record